Messenger RNA from Exophiala oligosperma, 1035 nucleotides. RefSeq lists its product as uncharacterized. The record is from RefSeq and is a predicted model, not a curated record. The transcript is spliced from 2 exons. The coding region runs from base 1 to 1035 and encodes 344 amino acids. Lineage: Eukaryota; Fungi; Ascomycota; Eurotiomycetes; Chaetothyriales; Herpotrichiellaceae.
AUGGCCAUGAGAAGAGGUGGCGAUGGAAAUGACGCCUUCCAAACGGCCUUUUUCACCCACCAAACCCAACACGAAGAUGGCUACGAUGUCCUCCAACGCACCCGUCCUCACCAGACCAACCCUAUGUCCGGUUCCUUUCUCAACAACCGAACUGGCAUAGCGGAUCAAGAAUCGCAAGACUUUACCGUCGAGCGACUGGACGCAAGGUUCGACUGCCUGGUUGAGAACCUUCCAAUCUGGAAGACGAGCCCUCGGUCGAUCGCAGCGCGUGCCUCCCGAAGGUCCGUCGAGUCGCUGGUCCUCAAGGUCACUGACCCCAACGAAGCCGGCUUCCUUCAAGUGGACAAAGAGCUUGAGUCCAUCCAAACUCUUUGUGAAAAUGCUGCGCACCAAAUCCGCCGUGGUGGAGAUUGUACCACCGAACUGGGCAAGAUUCUGUCCCAGGCGGAAGUCGUGUGGCAUCGGGCAGCCGAUACGGCCGCUUCAUCGAAGAUGCUGAAGCAGGAGCAGCAAGAGUAUCCCUUCCGACCUGGACUCAUCAGAAGCCGAGUCUACUCCUUCGUGGAGCUUUCUUGGGCACACCUGCGAUUGCGGCCGACAACUGUCGAGGUCGAUGAUGCCGGCGAUCAAGACUCCGUCAAGCUGGACCUCACACGAUCUGGUCUUGGGGAGAGCGAGACGUACCGGCGUCCAAGUGGACCGGAAAAUCAUCUCGACCUACGAUCGCGGCAGACUCGAAGGUUGGAAGACCGUCUGGCUGCGGGCAGCCGAUGCGACCGCUUCAUCGAGGCACCAUCUGUUGGGCCACCAUCCAACCACACGCCGGAGUCCUCAACAAUUCCGAAACAGAGCCGCCCAAGAGUCCCCUUCCGUGGACAAUUUAAGAAGUACGGCAACCAUCAUGUCGCAGAACAAUACGAGCGGAGGAGAACGAUGCCCCCCGGCGAACCAUCUUCUACCACAUAUACAACAAAGCAGACUGGAGUCAAUGGUCGCCGUCUGCGUAUCGGCAUCGGCAUCGCAGGAUGGCGAUGA